AUGUCUUUCGAAGAAGCAGUUGAUAAGGUAAAGAACUUGAAGCAAACUCCCAGCGACGCCAAUUUGUUGGAGCUCUAUGCUUACUACAAACAAGCGACUAUUGGUGAUGUAAAUACAGCCAAACCUGGGUUUUUGGACUUUAAAGGAAAGGCCAAAUGGGAAGCAUGGAAUUCAAAGAAGAGCACAAGCAACGACGAGGCUAAAACAAAAUAUAUUGAAAUUGUUGAUAAGCUUGUUGAAGAAAUCGGCCUCAAAGAUUAA
Messenger RNA from Macrosiphum euphorbiae (potato aphid), 261 nucleotides. NCBI's taxonomy places the organism in Eukaryota, Metazoa, Arthropoda, Insecta, Hemiptera, Aphididae. The record is from the annotation of a GenBank genome assembly.